This is a messenger RNA of Closterium sp. NIES-67, 462 nucleotides long. The record is from the annotation of a GenBank genome assembly. Lineage: Eukaryota; Viridiplantae; Streptophyta; Zygnematophyceae; Desmidiales; Closteriaceae.
CAUCCAAUGACCGUAGCAGCAGCAGCAGAAGCAGCAGCAGCACCAGAAGGAGCAGCAGACUCAGCAGCAGCAGCAGCAGCAGCAGUAGCAGCAGCAGCAGCAGCAGCUGAAGGAGCAGCAGCAGCAGCAGCAGCAACAGCGGCAGCAGCAGCAGUGGCAGCAGCAGCAGCGGCAGCAGCAGCAACAGCAACAGCAGCAGCAGCAGCAGCAGCAGCAGAAGAAGCAGCAGCAGCACCAGCAGCAGCAGCAGCAGCAGCAGCAGCAGCAGCAGCAGCAGCAGCAGUAUCUACAGCCAUCCCCAUCCUCCCCUCCUCUUUGAGCCGCUGCGGGUGCCUCCGCCUUGGUAUGCAGGAGGUGCACAGAAACAUUCCGCGAGUGGUCAUCGACUAGUGUAAGAAAGUACCGAUGACCGCCUCGGGAUGCGACUGGAGCUGGGCCCCAGACAUCCAUGUGCACUAGGUC